This is a messenger RNA of Orycteropus afer afer, 3357 nucleotides long. RefSeq names its product ubiquitin specific peptidase 36 (gene USP36). Gene Ontology annotation, cellular component: cytosol; nucleus. Bases 1 to 3357 code for a protein of 1118 amino acids. The transcript is spliced from 18 exons. Gene Ontology annotation, biological process: protein deubiquitination; regulation of apoptotic process. NCBI's taxonomy places the organism in Eukaryota, Metazoa, Chordata, Mammalia, Tubulidentata, Orycteropodidae. The record is from RefSeq and is a predicted model, not a curated record. Gene Ontology annotation, molecular function: cysteine-type deubiquitinase activity; cysteine-type endopeptidase activity.
AUGCCCAUAGUCGAUAAGCUGAAGGAAGCGCUGAAGCCUGGCCGCAAGGACUCGGCAGACGAUGGGGAGUUGGGGAAGCUGCUAGCCUCCUCUGCCAAGAAGGUCCUGCUACAGAAGGUCGAGUUUGAGCCUGCCAGCAAGAGCUUCUCCUACCAGCUGGAGUCGCUAAAGAGCAAAUAUGUGUUGCUGAACCCCAAAACAGAGGGAGCCAGUCGCCACAAGAGCGGUGACGAAGCCCAGAUCCGGAGGCAGGGCGGCCAGCACACACACGAGAGCUGCCUCGAUGGUGUCCCAGCCCCACAGAAAGUUCUCUUCCCCACCGAGCGGCUGUCCCUGAGGUGGGAGCGUGUGUACCGCGUGGGGGCGGGACUGCACAACCUUGGCAACACCUGCUUCCUGAACUCCACCAUCCAGUGUCUGACCUACACGCCUCCGCUCGCCAACUACCUGCUGUCCAAGGAGCAUGCACGCAACUGUCACCAGGGCAGCUUCUGCAUGCUGUGCGUCAUGCAGAACCACAUUGUGCAGGCUUUCGCCAACAGUGGCAAUGCCAUCAAGCCGGUCUCCUUCAUCCGUGACCUGAAAAAAAUUGCCCGGCAUUUCCGCUUUGGGAACCAAGAGGAUGCUCACGAGUUUCUCCGGUACACCAUCGACGCCAUGCAGAAGGCCUGCUUGAACGGCUAUGCCAAGUUGGAUCGACAGACGCAGGCCACUACUUUGGUCCAUCAGAUCUUUGGAGGCUACCUCCGAUCCCGUGUGAGGUGCUCCAUGUGUAAGAGCGUGUCAGACACCUACGACCCCUACCUGGACGUCGCGUUGGAGAUCCGGCAAGCAGCAAAUAUUGUACGAGCUCUGGAACUGUUUGUGAAGCCAGACGUCCUGAGUGGAGAGAAUGCCUACAUGUGUGCUAAGUGUAAGAAGAAGGUUCCAGCCAGCAAGCGCUUCUCCAUCCACAGAGCAUCCAGCGUCCUGACCCUUUCCCUCAAGCGCUUUGCCAACUUCAGUGGGGGCAAGAUUACCAAGGAUGUCGGCUACCCGGAGUUCCUCAAUAUCCGCCCAUACAUGUCUCAGAGCAAUGGUGAGCCAGUCACGUACGGACUCUACGCUGUCCUGGUCCACUCGGGCUACAGCUGCCACGCUGGGCACUACUACUGUUAUGUGAAGGCAAGCAAUGGACAGUGGUACCAGAUGAACGACUCCCUGGUUCAUUCCAGCAACAUCAAGGUGGUUCUGAACCAGCAGGCCUACGUGCUCUUCUACCUGAGGCUUCCCAGCUCCAAGAAGAUCCCUGAGGGCUCCAUCUCCCGGGCCACGCCCCUCCCCAGCCGCCCAAGCGCAGGUCCAGACCACCUCAAGAAGAACAUUAGCAACGGGCUGGCUUCCUCCCCACUGACUGGAAAGCGACAGGACCCUGUGGCCCUGAAGAAGCUGCAUAGCACAGAGGAGCUUGGCGUGCCCGUCUCCCGGAAUGGCUUCGUGGCCGGCCUGAAGCCCCAGCACGGGAACACUCCUUCGAAGCCGCCCUUGGGGUCCCCGUCCUCCAGACUCUCCAAAACCCCAGUACAUGUGUCGAGCAUUCUGGAUGAGCCUGGAAAGAAGGCCAAGAAAUGCACUCCCUUGCAGCACUUCUCCCUGUGCCCCAAAACUCAGGGCCCACACGGCACCAGCGACACGAGCAGCAGCAGGUCGGAGAACCGGAGGUCGGGCUCUGGGGACAGCAGGGACGCCGUCCUCUCUACCUCACCGAAGCUCCUAGCCCAAGUGACUGCCAACGGACAUGGGCCAAAGGGGCCAAAGGGGCGCAGCCAGAGCCCCGACCUCUCGCGACAGGGUUCCAGCAGCUCCAGCCCAGACCGCUCUGCCGGGAGCGAUGGUGCCAAGCGCCCCCAGACCCCCACGAAUGGAGCCACCCGUUUCUGUGACACUCAGGAGACAGAUUGUUCUGCCAGUAGCCACCCCAAAGUGUUGCCUGACGGAGACGACCCGAAGGUGGUGAAGCUGAUGCCCCCCAUCUUGAGCAACACUGCCACUGAGCCCACAAGCAUCAUGUCUCCUCCACCAGCCAAAAAACUGGCCCUGUCUGCUGCCAAGAAGGCCCACACCCUGCGGAGGGCGACCGGCACUGACCUCCGUCCACCUCCCCACCCACCGUCCUCCGACCUCACCCGCCCCCUGAAAGCCACUCACUCUGUCUGCGCCGCCACUGGGCCUGCCAGUCAGUCCAGGGCUGUCACGCCCGCUCCCGCAUCGUCCAGCCAUCCAGGGCCUCCCUUCAGUCCCCGCUCCAUGUGUCCUUCAUUGCCUGCUAGCGCCCGGCCCCUCGGGAGGGCGGAACCACAGCACUGGCCCUCAGCUCCUGCUCCCCAGCCUCAGGUGAACGGGGCGUCUGCGUCCCCUCCACACCAGCUGCAGGAGGCCAGCAAGGCCCCCGGGGGCAUCUCCAAAAAGAGGAAGAGACCCCAUGCGGGAGAGGUGGGGGAACGAAGCUCAGAGACGAGUGCCUCACAGCAAGGUGGGGGUGCAGCUGCCGGUCCUCGCAUGAGGAAGAAGAGGAGGAAGAGGAAGCGUGCAGAGGAUGGCGUAUCCCCUCUGCGGGGAGAGCCAGUGCAGGGACAGGAACAAAGCCACGUCGCGAAGCGGUGCCGUGUCGAUCUGCCCACGGACAGAUUAGAGGAGGGUAGAGGGCAGCAGGUGGCGAACAGGCGGCAGGUGGGACACGUGACCAAUGCCCACCAUAUUGGCAGCAAGAAGAGGAGGAAGAGAGUGGAGGGCUCCUGUGGAGAGGAGGGCCACCCCCGAGACCCAGCCUUGCACAGCGGCUGCUCCCCAGCAGAGGACGCUCAGCCUGAGGCUGCUGCAGGGUCUCCGAGGAAGAGGAAGAAGAAGAAGAGGAAGCAUGAGUCACAGCAGGAAGUGGAUGAGAGCCAGCCUCAGAAAGGCCAGAGGAACAACAGGCAGAGGGACUCUCCCGUCCCUGAGCUGAGCUAUCACUUGCUGUCGGUGAACGGGCAGACGCACGUCCCUCGUGGAUCCUCGAGUACAGAGAGAGAGUCCAACGUGGUUCAGGAGUUGCUCAGAUACUCCUCCGAUAAAGCCUAUGGGAAAAAAGUUUUGACCUGGGACGGCGAGAUGUCUGCUGUUAGUCGGGAUGCUAUUGAAGACAGCAGGCUAGCCCGGACCGAAACAGUGAUUGACGACUGGGAUGAGGAUUUUGAUCGAGGGAAGGAAAAGAAAAUUAAAAAAUUGAAGAGAGAAAAGAGGAGGAACUUCAACGCCUUCCAGAAACUUCAGAGUAGACGGAACUUUUGGUCUGUGACUCACCCAGCGAAGGUCACCAGCCUCAGCUCUCGCCGCUGA